AUGGAAUCCAAAGACAACUACUACAAUCCCCUCGUUUUAUGGGUAUACGAUUUCUUUGUACAAGUUCUCACAAACACCUUUUGGUGGCGCUGCUCCACCAAAUCCGUACUUGUUCCCUUCUUCGUCGACAAUGCUAGUCCCAAUCAUAUGGAAGUGGGAGCUGGAACGGGCUACUACCUUCGUGCAAAGCUCGAUCAUGAAAAAAGGCAUAUAAAGCUCGGCGACAACACAACUACAUGGCCUCAGAAACUGACACUUGUCGAUUUCCAUACACAAUGUAUGGAAAAAGCUGUGAACCGCAUUGAGGCAGAUUGCCCCGUUAAGCCUGAGUGCGUGCUUGCCAAUAUUAUGGAACCUAUUCCUCUCAAGGCGCAGAAAUUCGACUCCAUCUCCCUCAUGUACGUCCUGCACUGCAUUCCCGUCUCUCCGGCGGCCAAAGGUCGGGUUUUUGCAAACUUGAAGCCGUUUCUCCAUGACGAUGGGACGCUCUUUGGUUGCACGGUUUUGGGUAAGGGAGUAAAGCACAACCUUAUUGGCAGCUUUUUGAUGUGGUUGUAUAACUACAUUGGCAUGUUCGGAAACUGGCAAGAUUCCAAGGAAGAUUUUUUGGCAUCGUUAAGAGAGAACUUCGAGAUUGUUGAGAGUGAAGUUGUUGGGGUUUCGCUGCUUUUUAAGGCGCAAAGGCCAAGACGCUAA
This is a messenger RNA of Metarhizium brunneum ARSEF 3297, 696 nucleotides long. It is a transcript of the gene aurB, whose product is annotated as Methyltransferase aurB. Lineage: Eukaryota; Fungi; Ascomycota; Sordariomycetes; Hypocreales; Clavicipitaceae. The record is from RefSeq and is a predicted model, not a curated record.